Molecule: messenger RNA, 1566 nt
Organism: Caenorhabditis briggsae
Lineage: Eukaryota; Metazoa; Nematoda; Chromadorea; Rhabditida; Rhabditidae
Exons: 5
Coding region: 1-1566 (521 amino acids)
Source: RefSeq, a predicted model, not a curated record
AUGAAAAUAAGCAGAAACAGAAAAAAGUUUGAGAGGGAAGUUUAUUUUUCUAUUCUUCUGGAGUCUUGCAAGACCCGCAGGAAAAGUGCGAGUCUUGCACGUGAAAUAAGAAAUUGCGAGCAUUUGCAAGAACGAGAAUUUGCGAGACGAGACAAAGCGAGCAUCUGCGAGUGCGAGACGAGACAAGCAUUUAUGCGAGACAAGACAAGACAAGUCCCGGAAAUUUCUUGCAAGACCUGCAAGAAUUCUCGAUCUUCCCAGAUGCCAAUGCUCGCGAGACGGAACUCUACUGUUAACUCACAGGAAAAUAUCAUUCCAAGUCGAAUGUCGUCUUCUAUUCUUGUUCUCUGCCUCCUCGUUGGGACAUCAUGGGCUUUUGUCCCAGAUGAUCCAGAUUUCAGAGGAGAUAAUUUCAUCGGAAGAUAUCCUAAUGAUAUUUUCGACUUCAAUCGAAACGCCUUCGCCCCUUCCUCGGAUACAGCUCAACAGGUCGUCGAGAAGUUCUUGGCAAGAAUGACUAGAUCUCUGGAAUCAAAGGAUGUCGCUGUGAUUUCUGGAUUGUUCCAGCCUGGAUUCGUGUUCAAGGGGUGCAAGGGAACUUAUGAUAAGACACAAAUCAUCGGUCUCUUGUCCCGAAUUCCAUCUGGAACCCAAUUCACCCUCACCCUCAAAUCAGUCCUCGAUACCGGAUCUUCUAUCAAGUAUACUGUAGUCUCCAGUGGAUUCGGACCAGCUUCCAUUGAAGCAAACUUCGUCUUGAACAAGAUCGAUCAACAAUUGGAAUGUGGAGAGAUUCCAGCUUGUCAGAACAGCCGCUUUGUGACCUUCAGAUCAGUUCAAAAUCCAGCUGAGGAGAUGGUGAAGAAGUUUUUAGCUCGUGUGACCAGAUCGAUUGAGUCCAAAGACACCUCCAUCAUCCUGGGUCUUUUCCAACCUAGAUUCUGGUUCAGAGGUUGCAAGGGAAGAUAUAACAAGGAACAAGUCGUCGGGAUGCUCACCAAGAUCCCAGCCGGCAUCAAGUUUUCGUUCACUCUUAAGUCAGCUGUUUCCCUUGGAGACAUGAUCAAAUAUAUUGUCACUAUCACUGGAAUCCGUGCAACUCCAGUCGACGCUGAAUUUAUGCUACACAUCGCGGACCAAAAAUUGAUAUACGGUUAUAUUUGGGAUUGCCCAACAAGUGGAUUCCUGGGAUUCUCUCAGCCGGAAGAUUCGAAUGCUGUCGUCCAGAGAUUCCUGACCUCGAUGAAGCCAAUUCUGGAUUCCCAUAAACCAGCUCUCAUUGGAAAACUGUUCGACGACGCUUUCAUUUUCAAGGGAUGCCAUGGAACAUACACAAAAACCCAAGCCAUCGCCAAGAUCACUUCCCUUCCAUCCGGCGCCUCUUUCGAUUUUUCAUUGAUCAACUCGAAAUGGAAUAAUCAGGGACAAAUCGAGUACACUGUCUAUGUAUCCGUUCCAAUGAUGGAUAGAAUUCAAGCACAAUUCGUCUACUGUCCACACAGAAAUGUGCUCAAGUCUGGAAGUGUUCCUGGGUGUGCAGCCAGCAGAUUCAAUGUUUUCUAUUGA